CAUAUUGGACAUAAACAUGUAUGUCGGUGAGACAUUCACCGGUCCCCAUCCUCCACCUGUUGGUAAACCCCCCACCCAGUACCGUCAUGUCCCCGAACCUCUCGCUGUUUAUAUUGGACAAGGACAUAUAUGUCGGUAAGACAUUCACCGUUCCCCAUACUUCACCUGUUAGUAUGACCGUCUUCAGUACCGUUACGUCCCCAAACCAGUCUCUAUAUAUAUUGGACAAGGACAAAUAUGUCGAUAAGAUAUUCAAGAUACGGCAUCCUACAACUGUUAUCAGGAAGUGUGACCAUCCUCAGUAUCGUCACGUCCCCGAACCCUUCUCUCCAUAUUGGACAUGUAUGUCGGUAAGAUAUUCACGAUACGGCAUAUGGAAUAAAACAGUGAUGCUUGUUUCAGAAGUCGGUGCGGAUAAGCCUGAUUGUCCACCGGACAAACCAAAGGUCUAUUGCUUUGUACCACCGUGCGACGAGUCCUCGUGUGUGGUUCAGGGAGCAUCCUGUGUAUCGACCUCCUGUGGAGGUUGUUUAGCCAUUUGGUCGGACUCUAAAGGUAGACGACUUGAUGACCGUCAAUGUACUGCGCCUCCAUCAACCACUACUACGAACUCUCCAUCAACAACCGCUAUUAACAGUCACACUGCAAGUAAAUCUACCACUCCAGAAGGUGAAAUUUAUGUUACACAAAACCUCCGAAUGAUACUGAAACAAAAAUUUAGACAGCAACAACAAUUCUGACAACUAUAAAGCUACAGAGAACAGACAUCUAAGGAUCCAUUUAUUGUCACAAUAAGCCGUAAAAGUGUAUUUAAAAGUGAAGUGGACUGAUACAGACUAGAUUACUAUUUACCGCGAGUUCGUGAUGAUUUAAAUAACGUUUGUCUAUUGACGCUGUACAUGCAUAUAUACAUGUACAGCUAGCGUGUAUGUAAUGAUUCAAUACAAAGAGGAUUUGUAUUGCCGGUGAAUAAAAUGAUAAAACAUUACAA
This is a messenger RNA of Pecten maximus, 991 nucleotides long. RefSeq lists its product as uncharacterized. NCBI's taxonomy places the organism in Eukaryota, Metazoa, Mollusca, Bivalvia, Pectinida, Pectinidae. The transcript is spliced from 2 exons. Bases 21 to 740 code for a protein of 239 amino acids. The record is from RefSeq and is a predicted model, not a curated record.